AUGUACGUACUUUCUGUCUACGUUGGUUCCAUACCGGUCUCUGCGAGCCGACAUCCAGCCAUGUCCGAUGUCUCGAACUCCCCCGAUACCAAGUGCUUCGAGGCACUGCCCCUUGACACAUUCAAGGCCAUCGGGUCAUCAGAAAGCAUUAUCCUGAGAAUGACAAGAGAACACCGGCGACUUCAUGUGAAGGUGGCGAAAUACCUUUUUUUACUAUUGUGCCACCCCAAAUUGCGGAGAAGCUUUCUUCGUGUUCCACUCGGAAGAUGUGAUUAA
Molecule: messenger RNA, 276 nt
Organism: Penicillium digitatum Pd1
Lineage: Eukaryota; Fungi; Ascomycota; Eurotiomycetes; Eurotiales; Aspergillaceae
Source: RefSeq, a predicted model, not a curated record